Messenger RNA from Ctenopharyngodon idella (grass carp), 4491 nucleotides. RefSeq names its product SLAM family member 5-like. The transcript has 6 exons. The record is from RefSeq and is a predicted model, not a curated record. Bases 318 to 1235 code for a protein of 305 amino acids. Lineage: Eukaryota; Metazoa; Chordata; Actinopteri; Cypriniformes; Xenocyprididae.
ACUGUUUGGAAAUUCACACAUAAACAUAAAAACAUGAUAUCACAGCUUAUUCUGAUGUUUUAGAAGAGAACAGAACUGAACUGUUUAGACCAAUGAGGAUUAAGCUGUGUCGUCAUCAAGUGGUUUCUCAAAGUAGAAGUUGAUUCACUCCUCCACUUCACAACAGACCUGCAGCACCAGCUGUCCCUUCAGCUCUUCUGUCGCUGUUUACCACAUCUUCAACCUUUAUGAUCACAUUUAUGGCUUUUUGUGUUUAAAUGUAGCAUUUAGAAACUUGGGAAAUUAGGAACUGUUGUAAUUUGAAACUGUUCACCGAAAUGCCAAAAAAUAUAAAUGACAUGGUCAUGUUAAUAUUCAUCUGUUUGUGCUUAUGGAGUCUGAAUGGUGUGUUUGUUGCUGAUGCAGUGAAGUCAGAGUCAGUGACUGAGGGAGAAUCAGUCUCUCUGAACUCUAGUGUCACUCAAAUACAGACACAUGAAGACAUCGAGUGGAAGUUUGGUGACAUUCUCAUAGCUAAAGUAAACAAAAACAAAGAGAGUGUGUUUUAUAAUACUACUGCUGCUGGGAGAUUCAGAGGCAGACUGAGACUGGAUCAGACUGGAUCUCUGACCAUCAUCAACAGCAGAACCACAGACUCUGGACUUUAUACAGUCUCCAGCAGCAGAGACACGAUCAACACGAUCAAUCUCACUGUCUAUGCUCGUCUGCCUGUUCCUGUCAUCAGCAGUAACUCUUCACAAAAUUCUUCAUCAUCAUCUUCAUCAUCAUCAUCAUCAUCAUGUUCAUUGGUGUGUUCAGCUGUGAAUGUGAGUCAUGUGACUCUCUCCUGGUUCAGAGGAAACAGUGUAUUCUCCAGCAUCAGAGUGUCUGAUCUCAGCAGCCGGUCUGAUCUUCUUCUCCAUCUGGAGUGUGUGGAUGAUUCCUACAGCUGUGUGCUGAACAAUCCCAUCAGAAACCAGACUCAACACCUCAACAACACUCAACUCUGUCACACAUGUGCUGCAGGCGAAUCCUCGUUGAUCACUGGACUGAUCUCUGCUGCUGCUGCUGGAUCUCUGUUGAUUGUAGCUGCUGUCGGGAUCUUCUGGAUCUGCAGGAAGAAAACACACCAAGAGGUUCAGAGCGGUGAAGAAAUCACAUACGCUGAUCCCACAUUCUACAAACGAAGAGCACAGAAAUCGAGAGCUCAAGAGGAGGAGGAUGUGGUGUACGCAGGAGUCGUCAUGCGACACUGAUAGAAAUGUGCUUCUGUUGAAGGGCUGCCAGCUUUCUAAAACCCAAAGAUCCAACAAUGGGAAAGGACGUGGAUUACUAUAUUAGUUGUGGUUAUGUUAUUCCCCCGGUUUCACAGGCAAGGCUUAAGCUAGUCCUAGACUAAAAUGCAUGUUUGAGAUGUUUUAACUGAAAGCAACUUGCGCUGACAUUCCUUAAAAUAUGUCAGAGUCAUUGUUUUGUCUCAAGAUGCACACAUGUAAUGUUUUACUCUGGGGUACAUUUAUAAAAGCCUAAAUGUCCUAAUUGAACUAAGGCUUAAUCCUGGUUUAGGCUAAGCCCUGUCUGUGAAACCGGGCCAUAGUAUAUUAAGUACAAAAUAAGUGCACGAAAAUAGAGCACUUUGAGUACAUUAUGGAAGUGUAUAAGUGUACUAAAAUAAAGUGUAUUUUACAGCACUUUUUUUUCACCUGGGAAAGCACAGAAUUUAUAAAAGAUAUUGUUGUCAUACCUGUCCUAAAUAUUAAAUGACACAGACUGUGCAGUGUUUAGUGAUUUAUUUUUGAUUCCUCUCAAAUGUGAAAUCUUUGAAAUAUCUGUUUUUUAAUCACAAUAAAUGUGGACAAAUGUAUAUAUAAUUCAACAUUGUCUUGUUGUUGUCACGGUCUCAGUCACAUUCAGUUUGUUUUGGUUUUCAUCUGUCACAUGUGCUCCUUUGUUCCGUUUUUCCCACCACAAUCUAUCACCAUGGACAUUAACAAGAUCAUUCACAGCUGUAUGUCAUUUUAGUUCAUCAUCUGUGUAUUUAAGUUCCUGUCUUCCCUAUGUUAAUUGCCUGGUCUCGUAUGCCUUUGUGUUGUGUUGCGUUCCUGCCUGUACCUGUUGGAUUUCCUAGUAAAGACUUAUUUUGAUCUCUAUCUUCUUCAUUGUGUAUUCCUGCACGAGCAAUGCAUUACAGAAGACCGGACCCUCCAAUGGAUGAAUGGGUAAAAUUCAUCGCAGUGGCUCAGGAGAGCCUUUUUUUUUUUUUUUUUUUUACAUUGGGGUUCUCCCGUCUUGCCGUCACCAGCCAGCUGGAGGAUGAAGCCCUCAAGACCCUGUUCUGGAUCGGGGCGAACUUUCACCACCCUAACAAUCUCCCAGACACCACCGGACUGAACUGGAGGGAAGCCGUGCUGAUGUGUCUGGAGAGCAUGCGGCCCCAAUCCAGAACCCCGCCUAGCCCAGUGCCCAGCCAGAAACCCACGGACGGCGAGGAAAGACAGCACAACCCACCGCAGAUGGAGUGAAUGACUCUACCGCGAUGUUAGAGCCCGCGCUUGGAGGAGCGACCGAGCAUGACAUCACACCGGAGCCUGAGGAGAGGUCUGAGUGCUGAGGUCAGGCUGUCCCAUCCUGUGCCGAGGGAGUCGAGAGGUUGGUCAGAAGCCCCGCCCACCCGUCCGUCACUGAGAGUGAGUUUCUGGACUACAACACUGAUGCAACCCUUCAUCUGCCUACCUGUUCUAUUCUGGAUUCACCGGUCCCACCCAGCCUCCUUCUCCCACCUCCUCUUCUAAAUGUUUUGGUCAUCCCAGUCUUCCUCCCAGACCCCAGCCACGUCUGCUGUCCUGCCCGAGCUGUCCCCCAUCAGUCCCGCUGUACCACCGUCAUCUCCUCUCAGUGACAUGGUCUAGAACCGCCACUGGCUUUUCUGCAGAGUUUAGUUCCAACCAGCUCAAACACUUGCCUAGAGGUUUCUAGUGUCUGAAAUACUUGAUUAGCUGGUCCAGUUUUAAUCUGAACUGGAUUUGAACAGUGGCCCUCCAGCAACAAGUUUGGACACCCCUUGUUUAGAGACACUUUAAUGAUUUACACGCUACAGUUUAAUGCUCUUCUGAUCAAAUAAACAUUGAUAAUCAUUCUUUCACCACACCGAAACUCUCAGGAGCUAAAAGUGUCAAAAGCUGCAGUUACUUCUGCUUUUAUGCAUGUGAAUGUGUGAGAGAGAGAGAUGAAGUGUGAAAACCAGAGCAGAAACUGACCAGUGCAUGGGAAAUUUUGUUUUUAAUACUGAACAAUUACAUUUAAAUUUGCUUCUUUUAAACAUUUUUGAAGAUUAUAGAACUAUGAAAUAUGAGUGUGACAGGGUCUAAACCAUCAUCUGUGCUUGUGGUGUUCUGCCAAAAAUGUGAUGAAUCAACAUGACUCUCUCAGACAGUGAGUCUCUCAUACAGACCCUGAUGUAGCGCCUACUAGUGACUGAACAUAGAAAACAACACAUUAUUUUAUGUGUUCACAGCCUGAGACCUGUACCAUGAUGGUAGCUGAGCAAACUCAGGGUUACAGGAUUAUUUUCUUGUUGAUUAUUUUCUUGUUUGUUGGUACUAUGACGCUGAUCAUCAACUUUCAGUCAGCUCAGGCUUUGAUCCUGAGUUCAUGGAGCGUGUGCACAUGAAUGUGUGACAUCAGUAGCGAACAGCCAAUCACACGCCUUGUAACGAUUCAAAAGUCUUUUGCCAAAGAUCAAGAGAUUGAAGUAUAUGAUGAAUUUACACACAUUCACACUGAAGAAAACAAGAAAUAGAGCAAGAUAUUUUCUUUUAUUUGUCCUAACAGUGCAAGUAAAAUUGGUUAAGUUAGUUGUUAUAGUAAUAAUAUACAGACAUUCAAACAUGUAAGGUCACAUAGUCAUUUUUAAAGCGUUAUCGAUUGUUUCUACAGCUUAUUACACAUUAUCUGUAUAUAUUAAUAUUCAUUUUAAGUAAAUGCUUAAUAAUAAUUGUUAAACUAAAAUUGCUUGUGUGUAAUGGAUUAUGGGUAUAAUAAUUAUAGAAAUCAAAUAUAAAUCAUUUAAAAUAAUUAUAAGUGAUUAUCAUUAAAGCUUAGCCAGACAAUUUUAUUAAACUAAAUUUUUUUUUUUACUAUGUAGUGACCUUUACUUUCGAGCAAGAGAAACUGGGGGAGUGACUUCAUUGCAUCAGAUAUGUGUCACUUUGCUCACAUCUGAUUGGUCCAAUUUCAGUUUGAGAUCUUUAACCCAGAACAAAACUUUCAUGGUACCUAAAACCCAGAUUUGGUGCAAACUAAACUGAAACUUGCCUAGCUAACCAGCUAAACUGGCUUCAUGGUACAGGCCCCAGAUCCUAGUCUUGAUAUCAACAACUUUAUUUUCUGUCCCAGCAGGUAAAAUUGUGAUUAAAUGUUUUUAAUAUUCAUCAGAGUGAAGGUUAUGUGUAUUCAUGGAAUGGUUUCCUCCUAAUAUUUUGCUUUUAAAAUUAAAAUUCAAAAUUAAAUUAA